CUCUCUCACACACAAUGGCUGACAACGCCACUGCCACCACCACCACGACAGUGCCACUGCCUCAAGAAAACACCACGGCGGCAGUUGCUGCUCCGCCGUCGCCACCGCCACAAGAAAUCCCCGUUCCAAAGACGGAGAUGAAACGCUGGGUGACGAAGAAGACGACGAGCCUUUGGAGGACACAGCUACAGCAGGACAAAGUCGCCGCCGAACUCAACGUCGAGGCCUUAACCAUCGACGACACCAAAACGCUCACAUCACUGCGUCAGGGAAACACUCAUAGAAAAUUAAAUUCUACAAGUUUUGUAAGAAAGUGGAGAUAGUAUUGAAGAGGCUCCCAACUGUCAAAAUCUGACAACAAUCCUACAGGUUUU
Messenger RNA from Quercus robur (English oak), 374 nucleotides. RefSeq lists its product as uncharacterized. NCBI's taxonomy places the organism in Eukaryota, Viridiplantae, Streptophyta, Magnoliopsida, Fagales, Fagaceae. The record is from RefSeq and is a predicted model, not a curated record. The coding region runs from base 15 to 323 and encodes 102 amino acids. The transcript is spliced from 2 exons.